Molecule: messenger RNA, 263 nt
Organism: Perognathus longimembris pacificus (Pacific pocket mouse)
Lineage: Eukaryota; Metazoa; Chordata; Mammalia; Rodentia; Heteromyidae
Product: 40S ribosomal protein S29-like
Exons: 1
Coding region: 7-177 (56 amino acids)
Biological process (GO): translation
Cellular component (GO): cytosolic small ribosomal subunit; ribosome
Molecular function (GO): zinc ion binding; structural constituent of ribosome
Source: RefSeq, a predicted model, not a curated record
AGCAAGAUGGGUCACCAGCAGCUCCCCUGGAGUCACCCCCGAAAGUUGGGCCAGGGAUCUCGCUCUAGCCGAGCCUGCUCUAACCGCCACGGUCUGAUCCGGAAGUACGGGCUCAACAUGUGCCGGCAGUGUUUCCGCCAGUAUGCCAAGGACAUCGGAUUCAUUAAGUUGGACUAAUGGAUCUUUGAAUGGAUUAUCCAAGACAUCAAGCCCAAUGAAAGACCAUAUUUGUACAUGAAAUAAAAACUAAGGAAACCUUCAAC